UUGAGUUGUUUUAAAUCAAUAAUAUUGUUUAUUUACACAAUUUUUGCUCUGAAAUAUGACAAUAAUUAUCAUAACAUACUAUUUAUGAUAAAAACCAAUAAUUAUUCGAGUAAACUCAAACAACAUACGUAGACUACCAGUGCUUACGUGUAAUUUCUAAUAGAAAAACUACAGCAUAGUUAUGAAUAAAAAGCCAAAAAGUGGUCCAAGGAUUCGUAUAACAAGACAAGCUUUACGUAAAAAGGAAGAAGGCACUGAAGGGAAAGACGAAAGUAACUUCAUUUACACGUGUCAAUACUGUCGUGUUAAGUUCACACAAAACAGUCAUUUCUUCCGUCACAUGACAUCAAAUCAUCAAGCCCAACAAAAAGAAGCUACUUACGAAUGUAAUGAGUGUCAAAUUAUCUUCACAAAGAAGAAUAUGUUAGACUUACACUACAAAAAGCGUCAUCAAAUAAAAAGUAAAUCGAAAUGUGAAUCGUGUGCAAUAACAUUUAAAUCUCGUUAUUGUUUACGUCGUCAUAUGAAAUUGAAGCAAAUUAUGAAUGAAAAUUCAUGUGUGAAGUGUCAGAAGAAGUUUACUAAUAAAGAUUUACUUUUAAAGCACGUUAAAAAUAAGCAUACCUUUAAAAAUGCGACAUAUCAAUGUGAAAUUUGUACACUAAAUUAUAAAGCUAAGAAAUCUUUACAAACUCACUUAAGUAGGGUACAUAAGAGAUUAUGAUUAAUGUAAUUU
Papilio machaon (common yellow swallowtail) is the source of this 736-nucleotide messenger RNA. Its product is annotated as zinc finger protein 761. The transcript has a single exon. The record is from RefSeq and is a predicted model, not a curated record. Lineage: Eukaryota; Metazoa; Arthropoda; Insecta; Lepidoptera; Papilionidae. Bases 182 to 724 code for a protein of 180 amino acids.